Papilio polytes (common Mormon) is the source of this 1003-nucleotide messenger RNA. RefSeq names its product 15-hydroxyprostaglandin dehydrogenase [NAD(+)]-like. The coding region runs from base 50 to 865 and encodes 271 amino acids. NCBI's taxonomy places the organism in Eukaryota, Metazoa, Arthropoda, Insecta, Lepidoptera, Papilionidae. The record is from RefSeq and is a predicted model, not a curated record. Gene Ontology annotation, cellular component: cytoplasm. The transcript has 5 exons. Gene Ontology annotation, molecular function: oxidoreductase activity, acting on the CH-OH group of donors, NAD or NADP as acceptor.
AAAUCACAAGUCAUUUGAGACGCGAAGUUCUGUGCCUUACUGAACAAAGAUGGCCGCCCAGUGGAACGCGAAAAACAAAAACAUUCUAAUCACCGGAGCCGCAUCAGGCCUUGGCGCUGCGUAUGCACAAGCUUUAUUAAGAGAUGGAGCACAGAAUAUCGCUGUAUUAGAUAUUGAUGAAAAGACCGGACAGAAUUUCGUCGCAAAGUUAAACGAGACGUACAACAAUAAAGCUAUCUUUAUAAGAUGUGAUGUCAGCAAAGAAGCAGAUAUAGAUAAUAGUUUUAAAACUGUUCUCAAUCAAUUUCAAAGGAUAGAUGUUUUGAUAAACAACGCAGGGAUUAUGAGUGACACCGACUCUUUGUGGAGAUUAGCAUCUGAUGUCAACUGGCAAGGAUUGGUGUCAUUUACAAUGAAAGCAGUGAAGCACAUGAGGAAGGACGAAGGUGGUGCUGGUGGUACCAUAGUCAACAUAUCCUCUACUGCUGGAAUAUGUAAACUUAACUUCUUGCCAAUUUAUUGCGGAAGCAAAGGUGCCGUCUUGCAUUUCAGCCAAAGUCUUGCGAGUGCGCCAUUCUACGAUAAUACGGGUAUAAGAGUGCUCACACUGUGCCCGGGGCCCACCGCUACCAAGCUGAUGGAGGGUAUGGACCAAAGAAUUGUUGAAACGACUACUAUGAAACAGCUACAAUUGGAUGGUGUUAUCAUACAAAGAAUUGAGUCUGCAGUGGCCGCCAUGAUGAAGCUGCUAAAAGACGGCGACAAUGGCUCCAUCUGGCUCUCCGCUAACGACAAGCCAGCCCUAGAACUGACGCCCCAAAUCAACAAAUACUUGAAUGAACUGGAAAAGUUAACGCUUCCUUGAUUUUUUUAUAUUUUAAUAUUUUUACUUUUGAAUUUGACCAAAAAAAAUCACGUAACAAUCUUCCAAAUUUUUUUUAUUAAUUUAAAUUUUGUAAAUGUAUACCUUUUGUUUUAUGUUUAAAUAAAUAUUACGUUUUUA